Molecule: messenger RNA, 2222 nt
Organism: Bombina bombina (fire-bellied toad)
Lineage: Eukaryota; Metazoa; Chordata; Amphibia; Anura; Bombinatoridae
Product: ankyrin repeat domain-containing protein 40
Exons: 5
Coding region: 429-1463 (344 amino acids)
Molecular function (GO): protein binding
Source: RefSeq, a predicted model, not a curated record
CUUCCGGUUGCACUUACAAUACAGUCCCCCUACUAAGUGCUUGGGGACAUGAAACCUUCAUAUAAUGCAAAUAAGCAGCAAUUUCACACAGUAGCCAAAUACCGAGCUGAACACGGGGCGCUACUUUGCUUACUUGUAACUGCGCACUGUUAUAGUUUAAUAGGAAAAUAAUAGCUCUCGCUAACUAUACGCUGAGACACCUUAUCUUUUGUAUACACCACAUAUCAAUACACUAUUGCCACACAGUAUUUAUUUUUAUUAAUACCAGAUCAUUAUUCUAAAAACAUUUUUUGGUUACUUGUUAUGCACUUUUAAAACAAUAUUACGUUUAUAUAGGAAACAUUAAACACAUGUUUUUAAGAGCAGCAGCAUUUUAGACAAUAAGUAUUAGGUGUAUGAUAUUUUAUAUAAUUUUGUUAUAAACCUACAUGGAAGAAAGACUGAGAGAAGCUGCUGCAUUGGGGGAUUUGGAAGAGGUCAAGAAAAUUCUAAAGAGUGGAGUUAAUAUUAAUUCUCAAAAUGAAAUCAAUGGAUGGACAUGCCUACAUUGGGCAUGCAAGAGGAAUCACAUUCAAGUUGUAUCGUAUCUGUUAGAAUCUGGAGCAGAUAAAGAUAUGUUUACAAGCAAAGGAGAAAAACCUUUCGAAUUAACCUCAAAAAAGGACAUAAAGAAGCUGCUUGGAGUGGAGGACUUAGUUGAUGAAGAAGUAAAACCUGCCUCGGAGUUACCAUUUGUUCCAAAUUAUUUGGCAAAUCCACCUUUUCCAUAUAGUUAUACCAAGGAAACAACUGACAAGGAAGACACAGCAAUAUCUUACGUUGAAAAUACAAAUCUUUCUAGCACCCCAGCUUCAAAUCUUCCUGUUCUAGCAAACGGGAUGGAAAAUAUAUGCAUUUCUACCUCUUCAAAGAAAGAUGACGAUGCAUUUCCUGCCCUGUUUUUUAAUGGAGACCUGCAGAUUCCCCCGGACUGUACGCACUCUACGGUUCAGAACAGUCCUUUUUGCCAGACUCCUGUAUCUCAGACCCGGAAUAUUUUUUCUUCAGUUCCUUCCAACUUACAAUACAAUGGUGUUCAACCUGGACCUAUGCAAGUAUUUCAGCCAUUUUUCUUCACUGGAGCUUUUCCAUCUAACAUGAAAGAGUUGGUUCUGAAAGUGAGAAUCCACAGACCUUCUGGUGGAGAUGACUUCAUUGAAGUUGAAAUAGACAGAGAAGAACUGACUUACCAAGAACUACUUCGAGUCUGUUGUUGUGAACUGGAUGUUCGUCCAGAGCAUGUAGAGAGAAUCAGGAAAUUACCAAACACUAUUCUCAGAAGGGACAAAGAAGUUGCAAGACUUCAAGACUUCCAAGAGCUAGAAUUGGUACUCAAGAAAGAAACCAGCGGCCUUUUCUCUAUAUCGGCACCACUAACAGAGCGACCAUGUUUUAAUAAAAAAGCUACUGAUCUUACGUACUAAAAACUGUACCAACAAAUAGUUUUUAUGCUUCAAAAAUACUAAAUAAUGAGUGCGUUUUAAAAAUAACAAAAUAUUUAACAAAGAAACCAGUUACUUUAAUAUAUUACUAAUAAUUUCAAGAAGCACAAAACUAGCCCAAUGUUUUUAUUUUUACUAAAACAUUUUUUUCUCUGUUAAAGAUGCUCUUUAGAAAUUUUCGUAAAAAAAUAUAAAGUGCCAUUCUGGAUUACCUAAGAAUGGUAAAAACCUGUUAUGGUGUUUUGUUUGACAGCAGGUAUUAACCAAAUCUAUGGUAUUUCUUUGAUAAUAUCGCCAAAUCAGAGAGCUUUAAAAAAUUGGACCCCUAGGCUGUUAAAGGGUCACUAAACACAUUUCAUGCACCUCCCUCUAGUCAUGGCUGCUGCCAUUUUGGAACCUAGGUUUCACUGCAGGUACCUGAAGGAGAGUUGCUGCACAUGUGCAAAAAGGUCAGCACUGGAAUGAAGUGAGAUAGAUUUCAACAUGGCAGCACCCAUGACUAGAGAUAGGCAUGGAAUAACUUAAUACUAUGCUUAUCAAAUCUAUUUAAUGUUUAUUGUCCCUUUAAGAGCUGAAGAGUUGUGCAGUCCUACUUUUGUAGCUGCAUUAACCUGCACAUGACAAUACAACUCUGUUAAAGUUUAUAAAAAAAUAUAUAAAGCUGCGCUAUCAUAGUAUGUACAGAUUUUAUCUAAUAUUAUUGUUUCUAAAUAAACUGAUGCAGUAUUACUAUGUUUGGUA